UUACAAGAUUGUUUACAAAUAACACUGAAGUUAUUGAUUUCUUGUUAAUUGCAUGCAAAUAUAUUGAUGAAGAAUGACUAAAGCUGAUGACAAUUGUAGUUGAACUCCCUUUGAUAUAAGUCUAAUGCAGAAUGUCAGUAAGGGAAGUCAAACUCUGUUUGCUGGGGGAGUCGGGAGUUGGCAAGUCGAGUAUUGUACUGCGCUUUGUGAGAGACCAAUACAAGGAGAACCUGGAGAGCACUAUAGGUGCCUCUUUCAUGACGAAGCAGGUUGUGUUGGAUGGUAAGACAUACAUCUUCCAGAUCUGGGACACAGCGGGCCAGGAGAAGUACAGAUCUCUUGCGCCUAUGUACUACAGAGGGGCAGCUGCAGCAAUUGUGGUUUACGAUGUGACUAGAGAAGCAUCGUUUCCCGCAGUGAGGGACUGGAUUAGGGAACUUCAGCGGGCUGCAUCUGGCAACAUUGUCCUCGCGAUAGCGGGAAACAAGUGUGACCUCUCCGACCUACGGGAGGUGUCCAAACAGAAAGCCAAGGAGCUUGCUGAGGAACUUGGAGCCAUUUUUACUGAAACCAGCGCGCUGACGUCGGCCAAUAUACAGACCCUGUUUGAGGAAAUAGCACGCAGACUACCAGCAAAUGAUAUGCUCAUGUACAGCGACAGCAUGGCCUCGAACAUUCACCUGCGUAAUUCCCAUCGCAUAACGGAGGAUCGAAGGAAAAAGUCGUCCUGCUGUGCAACAAAACCUCCGCCCCAACGGUCUUAUAGCGUCACAUGACCAAAUGACUAGAAAGUGCUUAUGCAUUUAGUAUAAGUAGCAGUAUUUGUAGUGUUCCUUGUAUAUUGUCUGGUGUUUUGCUGUCUCAAAAAGAAUGAGCAGUGUAAUGUGGAAAUGGGUCUUAUGCCAGAUUUGGCGGUAUUAUUUCCAGACCAGGCUGGGCAUUUGCAGGAGCUACCGUGUCUGCUAAUGUGACAACAAAACCUUGCUUGAUUCUAUAGCAGACAGGGUAGUGCCUAACAAGACUGUUCCAAUGCACAGGCUAGCCUGGAGCUACGCUGAAUGCAUCUGGUAAAAGACCUAUUUUCACAUGAAGCAGCUUAAAUGUAACAAUCAAAGUUCAUACUUUUUUUACAGAGAGCUUAAUGUGUUGGGUUUUUUUCAUUAUAUAAUACUCAGAUUUUUCUUUGUAUUUUACUGAAAUUUCUGAAUUGAUAUAUGGUCACUUUAUAAAAUUAAGUUUUUAACAUAUCUUUGACAUUUACUAUUUUAUCUGUGUAAUCCCAUUUUUGGUGAGGUUGCUUGUCAAUUUGUUUUUACCAAGGUAUUGAAAUAGACUCAUUUUUGAUGCAUUUCGUUUUUAGUUGUGUUAAACCUUAAAUAACUUUCGAUGUAAAGAAGCAAGGAUUACACAUUCUGAACUUAUAUUUUCAUGUUUUCUCAAUAUACCCAUAUAUAGAUUAUGUAUUGAACAUAACAUGAAAUGAAUUAAAUGUCUGUAAAGUUUUAAACAGUAAAUUUUUCUUGACAUUAGGUUAUUCAUGUUCUUGUAUAUUAUUAUAUUAUAAAAACCACAAGUAAAUAUCAAUGAAUCAAAGUAUCAGUUUAAUUUAUUGUGCUUAAUCCUCGUACAAAUACAUGUUUGUAAAUAUUGAUUGUCUUUAUACUAUAAUAAAACUAUAAGUCUUUAUAGACACAUGUCAAAUAAAUAAAUUUGACUUAUUAUCUUAUUUAGCUUAAACCAGUAAUUUAUAAUUUUGUUGAUAUAUGGUAAUACUUAUGUUGGUCCGAAGAUCUUAAACUACCUUUAUGUUGUGAGUUUUAAUCUAAAAUGAGAGCCUAUUUUGCUGUUAUUAGUUUUGUUACUGAUUUUCUUUUUACUUUUUUUCCAUGUCAUGUUUAAGCUUGUAUACUUGUCCAACUACAUGUAUAUUGAUAGUUCUUAUAUGUACAAAGUUUCUUGGUUGAUACAUUGUUUUUGUAUGGACAAGGAUUUUGUUGUAAGAUAUAAUGUCUCACAUCAAUCACAAAAUGUUAAUAGCAGAACAGAACAGAAAGUUUAUGCAUAUAACUUGAACAAUUCCAGUUCAUCGUUAUAUAUACAAAACUGAAAUAUAGCCAUCUCUGAUAUUAAUACUUGAUUAAUUUAAAUAAAAAAAGGAUAUUUGUCACAUGCUGUUCAUUGUUUCCAGUGAACAGCCAUCCCAAUUAUUUGUAUUCAAUAUUCGUUUUAAUUUGAAUAUAUUUUCAAUAACAUUUCGAGAAUUUUUGUUUGCUCCUUUUUUCUUUACUGAUUAUAAGCAUGUUAUUAAUUUUGCGAAACCUCAAAUGACAUCCCAUUAGUUAUCAGCUUUUUAGGUUAAUUAGCAUGUUUUCAUAAAAUUAGAAGUAUUUGCAGUUGAAAAAGAGUUUGAUAAAAACGGUCUGACUGAGGUUGUUAAUGCAUGCCAUAUUUUAUAACAGUCUUUUGUAUGCCAUAUUUUAUCAAAUUUGACCAGAUAUAGAAUAUAAAAGUUAGUAAGCACAUUUUUUUUAUUUUUUUAGAAUUUAAGAUAAAUACCGCAUGAUGCCUAAAUGGGUCUGAUGUCAUAUGUGGUCAAGGUAGCUUCAGCCCAGCCUGGGCAAAGGCACAGUCUGAACAGGAGCUACCCUGACCACUAAAUUCAUGCACUGUCUUGUGGUCUCAUUAGCGGACAGAGAAGCUCCAGACUGUGUGAAUGCACAGGCUGGGCUGAAGCUACGCUGGCCACAUAUGACAUACUACCUGUUUGGUCAUAUGAUUAUUUGAGUUGAGAAGAAACAUGUAUUCAAUGUGACAUUAAAUAUUAGGGAAUUAACAAAAAUAUAUACCAUGGCUUAACUUAAAUUCUUAUGAGUAAGGAAAAUACAUGUACAUACAAUGACAUUUGAGCUGGUCUCUAGGGAAACCAGGCCUAUUGCAUGCGCCUAAAGUGUUGUCCCAGAUUAGUCUUCGCAGUCCACAAAUGCUUAUCUCUGUGAGAACGAUUUCUUCUUUUAUGGAUUAGUUUAAAGAAAGUCUCUUAAUCACAAUCACGGAAAAAAACUGGGUUGUCCAAGAUUAGCCUUUGCAGACUACCAUAUUGUUGCUAUGGUAACGGAAAUUAGAGAAAACCAAACCAAAUAGUGUUUCAUCUGCCUCUUAUCACAAUAUUUAUCUGGUAGCGGACUGCUGCUUUGUCUGUGACAAAGCACUUAUUUUAUUUGUAUUCUGUGAAUAUGCUUUGCACGCAUUAGCUGAACCAUAUUUUGUUGUCAAUUUGUCGACAUUGUUUUGAUAAUAUUACUUAUUUUUAAUAAAAUUAUUGAUUUUACCAAUUUUUUGGUGUGCCAUAAUGUACACGGUUAUUUAACUUGUUAAGUUGAAGUAUGUUAUACUUGUAAGUCUCUGUCUAUCUUUUAAAAUAACCCAGUUAUGACAGCAUUAAAGAGGUAAUUUCACUGUUUUUAAAACAGUGAAUACUUGCUUUCAGUCAAGAAUAAUAUUCGUAUUUAAAAUCAUAAAUACAUUCUGUUUAUAAUUUCAAAAAUUAGUUUUAAAGAAUGAAAGCUGAUUGGAUGACAAACUGGCUUAUUGUUAUUGUCAUGUUUGGUAACUAUUUUAUAAAAAUCUCAAAUGUGCGCAAAGGGAUGAUCAUUCCGAUUUUGUUUUAAAUUCAACCUUCAACUAUGUUUCAUAUUGCUGGUAUAAACGGUGGCAGACUACAGUGUCCGGUAUAAUAUAAUUGAUGGAUGAAAACCAUAUACUAUUCACCAAAUAGUCGAGCUAAACUCCUACCUCAAGAGUCUUCGUGAUGCUAAUCUCCAUAUAAUUUUUUGUUUCCACUACAGGGAUUCAAUGGAAACUUUACACAUGUUGAUUGGGUAAUUAUGCAAGGUCACUCAUCAAGUACCAAGACUCGUACAUGCAAUUUAGUAGAAUUAUGCCCCUUUUGUAAUUAGAAAAUAUAUCUGUAUAUCUUCAACAUAUAUUCAAAUAACACUUAACACAUGUGUGUAUGUUCUUUAUGAAAAUGCACGUACAUGUGAUCCAACUUUUAGCACGAUUAUGCCACCACGACUUAUAAAGAGCUUGCAAGGUGAAAAGUAUAAUGAAAAAGAUGAUUCCGUGCACCACUGGUCUAUGUAUUAACUACUUCAGAUAUUCUAUUGAAACUGUUCACAUAUUUGGGGAUCAUUAUGCAUGGUCGCAUUAUAAUCCACAUAACCAUGACCUGUAAUUUAACAUUUUGGUCAACAAUACUGUUCCUACAAAAAGGAAACCAACUAUGUCUAAAUAACUAUAGCUUAGAGUGAGGUACUUAGCUUUAAUUUUGUGUGUAAGUAUAAUUUAUAUGAAGACUUCUCACAUACAUUUAAUUAUAUUCGCCUAAGCUAAUGAAUAAACAUCGCUCUUAUUGAUAACAGUUCAUAUUUAUUUCACAAAUGCUAUUUAUGUACUACAGAUAGUAAACUCCUAAUAUUAAGGAGAGUGACAGAAAACAAACAUAAUCCUAUAAAAUCAGAAGAAAUCGUGCGCAUCGUGUUGGGACAGAUCUUUUUAAUGUUUAUAAUCUUGAGCUAUCAGACAUUGUCUCCCUUGACUGUUUAAAGUUUUGAAAUCAAUAACUAGAACAAUUUCACUCUUCUCUAUUGAAUUUUUAAUCAAUAGACGAAUCGAAGCAUGUCCAGUCUUAUGUCUAUUUAUAAUCCGCAUAUUUGUAGUGGGUAUACUUGUAAAUGGAUCAUACUAGAAUUUUAAAUAAAUAUUUACGGCAGCUUAUCUAGCAUAGGAAACUGUGUUGAUGGGACCGUGUUUGGAUGUUUUGUUGACGUUUCUAGCAACAGUGUUUGUUUUUGAGUGUGGGUAUUCUAUAUUUCCAUUACUGAUGUCAAAACGAUUAACAUAUAGUCGGUUAUGUUAUAACGGUAAGUUUAAUAAAUGUUUACUGUAGUGUGUGAUAUAUAUUUAAUUGGCGUUUCGAUUGAUCAUUAAACAAUUGAAUAAAAUAUUGGACAUUCUAGUUUUCUGA
Messenger RNA from Dreissena polymorpha, 5026 nucleotides. Its product is annotated as ras-related protein Rab-31-like. Gene Ontology annotation, molecular function: GTP binding; GTPase activity. The transcript is spliced from 8 exons. The record is from RefSeq and is a predicted model, not a curated record. Bases 132 to 776 code for a protein of 214 amino acids. NCBI's taxonomy places the organism in Eukaryota, Metazoa, Mollusca, Bivalvia, Myida, Dreissenidae.